Messenger RNA from Chiloscyllium plagiosum (whitespotted bambooshark), 3673 nucleotides. NCBI's taxonomy places the organism in Eukaryota, Metazoa, Chordata, Chondrichthyes, Orectolobiformes, Hemiscylliidae. The record is from RefSeq and is a predicted model, not a curated record.
CUGGGAACUGAGCCUUGAUUUUCACUGCUGUUUUGUUCUCCGCAGGCGUACUCUGUGUAUGACGAGGACAUUGGCUAUUGCCAGGGCCAGUCGUUCCUGGCUGCUGUACUUCUGCUGCACAUGCCGGAGGAGCAGGCAUUUUGCGUCUUGGUGAAGAUUAUGUAUGAUUAUGGUCUCCGGGAACUCUACAAGAACAACUUUGAGGAUCUACAUUGCAAAUUUUACCAACUGGAGAGGCUACUCCAGGAACGGUUACCUGACCUCCACAAUCACUUCAUGGAUCUGAACUUGGAGGCACACAUGUAUGCUUCGCAGUGGUUCCUCACACUCUUCACUGUCAAGUUCCCACUCUGCAUGGUCUUCCACAUCAUCGAUCUGCUGCUCUCUGAGGGACUGAGCAUCAUUUUCAAUGUGGCACUGGCUCUGCUGAAGACUUCGAAAGAGGACUUGCUGCAGGCUGACUUUGAAGGGGCACUGAAGUUCUUCCGCGUCCAGUUGCCAAAACGCUAUAGGGCUGAGGAAAAUGCCAGGAGACUAAUGGAGCAAGCCUGUAACAUAAAGGUGCCAACGAAAAAGCUGAAGAAAUAUGAGAAGGAGUAUCAAACCCUGAGAGAGCAGCAGGCACAUCAGGAAGACCCGAUUGACAGAUAUAAGUUCAUUUCAUUUCAGUAAAGUCUGUGAUAUUUCCACGGAGGAUGUGCAGUAGAAACCGCCUUAGAGAAGCUCCCAGCCCUUCAAUAGAAGGAAGGCCAAUGUUUGCAGCAAGCCUGGACUGUGCCCUUGUGUACCUUGUCUGAAGGAUUCCAUGUGAUCUGUCAGCCUUCAUCCCAGCCUGAUAACCAUCUCGGACAUUGGAAGGAAAUACCCAGGGAGCAGGUUAACAUGCUGCAAAAAGCCUUUCAGCUGAAGCUUCAGUGUUUGUGUUCAGUGUGCAUUAUCACUUGCUUGUUGCUCCCUUUUUACAUGAUGAAGAAGAAAGAACUCUUGUUUGUACAACCUUUAACGAUGUCUCAAGAUAUUUAAAGAGGUGUGCACAGUGCAGUCACGUUCACGUGGGCAAGAUGGUGAGAUCCCACGACCAGCAAAUGAAUGACUAGACAAAUCUAUUUUGGCACCAGUUGAUUUUUCAGCAGGAUACCUGAGGGAAUCCCUUCUGAAUGGGAUCUUCCAGAUCCACCUGAGAAGGGGGAAGGGAGAUGGGGAGGCGGAGCCUCAAUUGCUGCUCUUUGCAGUUUGGUGACACACUUUGAUAGCCUUUUGUUAGAUCUUUGAGUGUAAUUUACUUUGUGCCUGAUCCCAGCGACAAUCCAAAGGACACUCCACCUUGCAGUCUGACAAACCAGGGUCACCCAUGUCAUGGCUCUGUUUCUGGCCUAGGUUCCAUUCUUUCAAAGAGAUGAAUUCAAGCCUCACCAGUUUGAUCAUUUGAAGUUUGUCUCAUUUAUUUUGAUUUCUUCUGGGAUGGGGUGGGUACAAAAGUGGCUACUGUUUGUUGCCCUUCCCUAAUUGUCCUGGAGAGGGUGGUGGUGAGCCAUAUAAUAUCUGAGAAGGAAGGUGCUGGGAUCUGUCCAAAAAAACCAUGAAACUCAGUGUCAUCUUCAAGAAUGUUCUUUGGGCAAGGGAACCCAGUCAUCACCCAGUUUGUGACUCCAGUCCCACAGUGACGUGAUUCAUUCUCAACGGCCCCAUGACCUCCCUCAGCAAAGAACUCAGUCUGAGUGACUGGAGAUGGGCAAAUAUAUAUGAGGCUUGUCAAUGACAUUAACGCCCUGAGAAGGAAUAUUGCAGCUCUAUGUUGUCUGCCUUUUAGCCUCUGAGCCACCAAACUGGUACUGUUAUGGGUCUGUGAUUGUCUCACAUUUAUUAAUUAGAUGGUGGCAAUAUGUGUUGAGCUUUUAUUUUGAACUAUAAGUUCUCUUUUCCCAUGACUCUCUCCUCUUCAGCCCCCUCCAAGCCUUUCACCAGAUGUUUCCCAUGACAGCCUUGCUGUGCAGAGUGAAAGCUGUCUGUGUCUCUGAGGCCUCAUUUUGUCUUGUAUCUGUCUCCUCUCCAAUGUAACACAAAACACAUGUUUCUAAAGCCCUGCUGAGAUGAAAACCGAGCAGAUAAAAAUGCUGCAAUGAGUUGAAUUGGUCUUGUUAAAGAAAAUAAUGUUUGUUUUGAAAUUAUAUUUCUGUCAAUGAAUGACAAAGGCAAUAUGGGGGUCCAGGAUUGCUUCCGCCAUCUGCCAGAACGUAGGACCCAGGAGCAGGCCUUUUGGGAGCUGCUGUGUUAAUGAAGAAGAUCACUGCUCAUCUGGUUGUGGUCUCAGCUACACUUUCUGCUUUCCUGUCUCCCCCAUUGUCCUUAACUGUUAUGUUCAUGAAAAAUCUGUCUCACUCAGCCUUGAGGAAACUCAAUGAUCCAACCUCCAUUCUGAUAUGGAAACGAGAAUUCCACAGACUGUCGACCCUCAGCAAGAAAGCGCCACCUCAUUUUAAAAGGGAGACUGUUGUCUGUUAAACUACCCUGCCCCCAAUUGUUAAUGAGAAAGAACAGGUUGUGUAAGUGAUGCUUUUCCCCUGGAGAUGAUUUAAGUGUUCAUGUAAACUGUUUUCUUCAGUGCCAGAGUCCAGAGCAGGAUAAAGUUUGAUAAAAUUAGAAUUGGGGUGAUUUCAGGAAGAACUCUUUCUGACAAAGAGUAGUGGAAAUGGGGACCCAGGUCAAAGUUGGAAUCCAUUGAAUUGUCUGUUGGUCUUUCGGGUGCCAGUGGUAGGGGAGUAGCUCAGCAGCAGUACAAGCUCUGGAAAGUCACUAGAGGGCAACUGUUUCUCUGUCCAUGAACAGUACAAAUAAACUUGGGCUUUACUAGGAUCUAACCAGCUCAGUCGCGAGAGCGAGUACAGCUUUAAAACCACAAUAGUUAUUGCACCACAAUGGAAAUGUCCCAUGUGAUAUGAUACAUCAAUAUUCCUGAAAAAAGUACUUUGUUAUGACUUUUGUUUGUCUUCAAAGUGUGCUAUGUUCAUUCUGUUAUACACGUAGACGAUGUCAGUACUGAGUGACACAAAGUAUAUUUCCUCCUCUAACCCCUUUCCAACACACUCUCUCCAGCUUGCUUUACUCCUUAUUGCCUCUUCUACAAUCAUCCCUGUUCCCUCACUCCGUCCCGGUCCCAGAGGGAUUGAUGGCCGGAGUUCAUGACCCCGCGCUGUGUGAAGUGAGGCCAGUGUGUUGGAGCUUGGGCUCCUGCCUCAGGCCCAGGUGUAGGGGCCUGUUCAACAAUCUGCACAUUGUCCUUUUUCUCUUUCUGAUCAGAUUUUUAAAAAAUUGUUAAACAACCUAAUGGUGUAAAUGCAUCAGUGUUGUUUAUGACUGGAAUCAUUUAGCAUCAUGAUCUGAGUUUUUAAUGGACCCUCACUCGUGAUAACACAGUUUUCAAUGUUUCUCUCCCCUUACGUGUUAUGAAGAGCUUUACAAACGUGUUGUGAUGAGGAUAGUGCGUCUUCACAGUGUGAUGAAGUGUGGGUGGGUGUUUGAAUUCUCAUCCCAUUAUCGUCGAGCUUUCAAAGAAAAUGCUGUCGUCUUUGUAGCUACAUUUGAAAUUAGAUUGCAUCCAGGUUUUGUAAAUAUUGCAUUUGGAAUUUAUUUUGGAGUGCUAAUUUGUAAUAAAAAUAUCCUGUUCGGUUUUGUA